Messenger RNA from Cajanus cajan (pigeon pea), 1225 nucleotides. Its product is annotated as glucan endo-1,3-beta-glucosidase. The record is from RefSeq and is a predicted model, not a curated record. Lineage: Eukaryota; Viridiplantae; Streptophyta; Magnoliopsida; Fabales; Fabaceae. Gene Ontology annotation, molecular function: hydrolase activity, hydrolyzing O-glycosyl compounds. Gene Ontology annotation, biological process: carbohydrate metabolic process.
AUAAGAUCCAGUUUUAAGUUGAAGAUUUAACGAUAUGUUUGUCAAAAAUAGCACUGCAAUGUCUGCCAUAUUGUUCUUUGUUGGAAUAUUAUCUUCCAUUACAGUUGCACAAUCGAUCGGAGUUUGCUAUGGUGUAAUUGGUGGAAAUCUACCAUCAAGGCAAGAAGUUGUGGAUUUAUAUAAAACGAAUGGCAUAGGUAGAAUGCGUAUAUACUACCCAGAUGAAGAAGCACUACAGGCCCUUAAAGGUUCAAACAUUGAGUUGAUCAUGGACGUGGCUAAGGAAACCCUCCAAUCUCUAGCAGACUCCAAUGUCGCCAAAGAUUGGGUCAAUAAGUAUGUGAUACCUUAUUCACAAGAUGUCAAAUUCAAGUACAUCGCUGUUGGAAAUGAGAUUCACCCCAAUGACAAUGAGGCCCAGUACAUACUAAGUGCCAUGACCAACGUUCAAAACGCAAUUUCAUCAGCCAAUUUACAAGGUCAAAUCAAGGUGUCAACAGCAAUAAAGUUCGAUUUGAUUAUGAACUCGUAUCCACCCAAUGAUGGUGCUUUCACUGACGAGGCAAAGUCAUACAUAACACCAAUUAUCAACUUCCUAGUGAGCAAUGGGGCCCCACUUCUUGCCAACGUGUACCCGUAUUUUGCUUACGCUGGUGACCAAAGCAUUCCACUUGCCUAUGCUCUUUUUACUCAACAAGGAAACAACGAUGUUGGGUACCAAAACCUUUUUGAUGCUAUGUUGGAUGCAGUAUAUGCUGCUCUUGAGAAACUUGGUGCCUCCAAUUUGCAAGUAGUUGUUUCUGAGAGUGGGUGGCCAUCAGAAGGAGGGAAUGGGGCCACUACUGAUAAUGCAGCCACUUAUUAUGGUAAUUUGAUUAGCCAUGCCUCUAGUGGGAGUGGAACUCCAAAGAGACCUGGUGGACCUAUAGAGACUUACUUGUUUGCUAUGUUUGACGAAAAUCAAAAGACUGGUGAAGAUUCUGAGCGUCAUUUUGGUCUCUUCACUCCUGAUAAAUCACCCAAAUACCAACUCACUUUCAAUUAAUUCAAUUCAAACUUAUGCUAUUUCAAUUAAAUAAGUGUGCGUGCUGCUGCUGCUUCUGCUUCUGCCCACCCAUCAAAAACUUAUAUUACAAUAAUUAUGGAACAUCUUACGUUUUAUUUUGUAAUAUUUUCACCUUGUUUCAAUAAAUACAAACCAACUUUCUAUUACAUUAAUUAUUUA